UCUUUGCACGAGGGUUAUUUUAAUUUUAAAUUUUCUCUUUCUAAUAAUAAUUGUCGGCGCAUUAUCUUGUCUACUGGUGUUUUCAGAAAUGUGGAUAUUCAAUAAUUCUGCGUUGAUGGAUGAGCUCUGAUCUUCAGUUCGCUCACUCUUCUUUCUCAUCUUCCUUCAAUACCUCUAAUCUUCUGAAACAAAUUAAAUAUACGUCCAUCCAUCGAUCCAGAUGGAGAAGAAACAGCGUUCUAAAAAGUGCAAGAAAUUGCAGAUUGACCUCAACAAGGAAUUUCACCCCAAAAUUCCUAUUCCUGCAGUUUCCGCUAAGCAGAAAUGGCAGCCAUUUGGACCAUUUCCAUGUGUGCUUCCUCCUCCUUUAUCACCACCGUCGACAUACUCAGUUCCGGCGAAGAAUCUCGUGUUUGGGGACUUACAGCCGUUCAGAGGAGCGUCUCCGACCACCGCUUCAGACGGAACUCCGGCGACCAAUGACGUUAAUUGCUUCCCGCGUGGCUUUGGUGCGGCGAUUCCACUAAAUUAUGGAGACGAUUCUGCCCUGGAAACACUUCCCCUUCUUCCAACUUCUUCAUGGAAGAGGUGUGAGAUCCCAAGUCAUCAGCUUGCCCCUUCAACAAUGACCAUUUUUUAUUCCGGUAGUGUUUCUGCUUUUCACGACAUAUCGCCAGAAAAGGUAGAGCUAGUUCUGGGCAUGGCUGGAAGUGAAGAAAUUGAAGAAAAGAGAUGGAAUGAAAAUCCAAGUUUUGUUUAUGCCACAGAUGAAACCACCACAGCGCCAUCCUCGUCUUCAGGGAGUUUUUAUCAAAACUUUGCUCCAGGAGCAAUAGCUAUGGCUCGCAAAGCAACUUUGGCAAGAUUUCUGGAGAAGCGCAAGCAUAGAUUGAUCCACAACAAGGCCUACCUUCAAGAUGGAAAAGUACUACCUGAUCUCUCUUUGUGAUAUGGAAAUUUAAUUUGAUUGAAUUGGUUGGUGAAGAGCAAGAAGAAACAAGUUCCACAUCAGGCUUGAUUUGAAAAGCUAGCGGAAAAUCGAAAGGAGAGCUAUUGUACCAAUAUAUAUUAUUUUAUAAUUUAUUCAUUUUAUAUAUAUAUAUAUAUAUAUAU
This is a messenger RNA of Ipomoea nil (Japanese morning glory), 1113 nucleotides long. Its product is annotated as protein TIFY 7-like. Gene Ontology annotation, cellular component: nucleus. The record is from RefSeq and is a predicted model, not a curated record. Gene Ontology annotation, biological process: regulation of defense response; response to wounding; regulation of jasmonic acid mediated signaling pathway. NCBI's taxonomy places the organism in Eukaryota, Viridiplantae, Streptophyta, Magnoliopsida, Solanales, Convolvulaceae. Bases 221 to 949 code for a protein of 242 amino acids. The transcript is spliced from 6 exons.